CAUAAUUUUAUCCAACAAAACUCAAAAUUCUAAACCCAUCAUACUUUAAUUAGAUCUUUCUCUUUCAAUUUCCUUGUUUCUUUCAUCUUCUUCAUUCUCCUCCAGAUCUCCACCUCUGCGAAAAAGUGCACAUCUAAACAGGAGGUCUCUUUUUCACCUCUAUCUUUGCCUCACCUCCUUCUCCACCUUCGGCUCUUCCAUCUCAUCGCACUUCUUAGUCCAAACGUCUCCAACUUCUGGUAAUCGGUUACCGACCCAUACCAACCGAGAUAUCGGUAAGGGAUCACUUUGGCUCGGUUGUGGCAUCAAAUUUGCGAUCGGUUGGUAGGUGGUACGAGCAAAAUGGGGUCGGUAUUCUACCGCAGACUCACGCAAUCUAAGCUCAGGCAAUUUGCCCGUCACAUUAAGAUCCUUCCUUAUGCUUCUUCUUCUUCUCUGCUGAACCCAACUGUUUCCAAGCCAUGCAUUUCAGACAACCCAUUGUUCUAUCUCCCUGGUUUCGGCAGUCAAGUUAGGUUUUUUGCUGCCCCUGUUCAGGCAAAUGGAAAUGCAAAGAAGGCAGAGCAGGGCUCGGGUGGUCCGAGGCUGAAUGAGCAUAUUCAAGCCGAUGUUAUUAGGCUUGUUGUGGGUGAAGAACAUUUUGUCAUGUCAAAGAGUGAAGCUCUGCAACGUGCAAGGAAACUUGAGCUGGAUUUAGUCGAGGUUCAACACUCGAGUAGUCCUCCUGUUUGUAAAAUCAUGGAUUACCACAAAGAGAGGUAUAAACAAGUACUAAGGGAGAAAGAGCGAAUUAAAAUCAAGUCUAAGGAAGUUAAGACUUUGCGUUCAGACACUAAGGAAGUCAAGUUUUCACCAAAAACUGAGGCAAAGGAUCUCAAGAUGAAAGCAGACAGGGUGAUAAAAUUUAUGGACAAGGGUUACCGAGUGAAGUGUACUGCCACGGAUUCUGAAGGUCGGAACUUGGAUGCAGUUUUUUCUGGUCUCAUUGCGCUGAUAGACGACGCAGCGUAUAUUGAGUGUGAUCCUACUGUAGGAAGAGGAAAAGAGUCGUAUAUAAUGGUCAGGCAUGUGAAGUUCGGUCCACCAAAGUCUGGUGUGAAGAAAAAGGCUGAAGACAAAAAGAAACCUGAGAAGGCUAGUGAUGAUGGUGUUGGGGUUACAACAGCAGACACAGUUCCACUUCCUUCACAUGAAUCUUCUGGUAUGGCUGAAAAUAGGUAUAGAAACACUGAGAUUUCACCAACAAGAGAAAUGGAUGGUAAGAGAGGAACCCCAGAGAAGGGCGAGGCCCAACUUCCCUAUCAAAGUAGGGAAAUCCCAAUUCCACAUUUCUCACCAUCAAUGGGAGAGCAGCAGAUUCCUUAUCAAAGAAGAGAAGCACCAACAGACGUGCACUCCUCAUCACCAGUGAGAGAAACCAACAGAGCUACUCCAUCGGCAUUUAGAAACUGUGAUCCUCUUCCUAAUGGUGUUCCCAAGCAAGAACCACGUAGUUCUAAUCCUCCCCGCCCUGCAGGGCCCAAGCAAGAAUCAUUAAGUAGUCGUAUACCUCUUCGGUCUCGUUCUCCAGGACUUGGUUAUGGGAUAUUUAGCAACUCAACAGGUAAUAGAUCUGUGAAAGAAGAUGUGCGGGAUAGGUUUCCAGCAAAUCCAAACUCACCGAGUUCAAGACCUUAUAGCAGCUAAAGACCAGGAACACACUGAUAACCCGCAAAACUAAAGAUGCAGACAGAUGAUAAUGCCCGUUUAGAUGAUUAUUUAAGAAGUAUCUAGCUGUAUGUGCCAAUAAUUAUUCGUAACUGUGUUUACCCUGAGAUUGCGCCCCUUUUUCAAAAUCGCAUGCAUUUGGGUUACAAGGGGGUGUAAUGAGAUUUUGAUCUGUCCCUGUAUAGUAUUAAAACUUCCAUUCAGUGAUUUGAGUCUGCAGUUUAUAAUGAUUUUGACGGCAGCCACAUUUAUAAACCAUAAAGCUUGUAAGCUAGUUUUGCCUCAUGAAAUAAUAAUUUGAGCA
Argentina anserina (silverweed cinquefoil) is the source of this 2011-nucleotide messenger RNA. Its product is annotated as translation initiation factor IF3-1, mitochondrial-like. NCBI's taxonomy places the organism in Eukaryota, Viridiplantae, Streptophyta, Magnoliopsida, Rosales, Rosaceae. The transcript has 8 exons. Bases 343 to 1686 code for a protein of 447 amino acids. The record is from RefSeq and is a predicted model, not a curated record. Gene Ontology annotation, biological process: translational initiation; ribosome disassembly. Gene Ontology annotation, molecular function: ribosome binding; translation initiation factor activity.